This is a messenger RNA of Salvia miltiorrhiza (redroot sage), 3592 nucleotides long. RefSeq names its product regulator of nonsense transcripts UPF3. Gene Ontology annotation, biological process: positive regulation of translation; nuclear-transcribed mRNA catabolic process, nonsense-mediated decay. The record is from RefSeq and is a predicted model, not a curated record. Lineage: Eukaryota; Viridiplantae; Streptophyta; Magnoliopsida; Lamiales; Lamiaceae. The transcript is spliced from 11 exons. Gene Ontology annotation, molecular function: mRNA binding. Bases 352 to 2016 code for a protein of 554 amino acids. Gene Ontology annotation, cellular component: nucleolus; cytoplasm.
GGUAGUAUACAUACGUACAAAUUGUAGAGAGGUAAAGAGGGAAGGAAAAAGUUAAGACAUACAUACACGCCCAAAAUCCUCUUUCGUCACUCCUCUCCCAGGUUUCUUCUUCUCUCUCUAACUUCCUUCUUUGCUCUCUCUCUUUAUCUCUCUCUCUCCUGCAUGGCCGUCCCGAAAAUCCAAAUUUCAUAAUUAGGGCUCAGGGGGAGAAACAUAAUCGAUCGCUGCUGAAAACCGCGUUAAGAUGUAAUUUUAGGGCUUUGAAGGGUUAUCUUGACGGGAAUCGAGUCAAUUGCGGACUACUUUAUUAUUGUAAUUAAAUCUAGAAUUGGUAUUAGGGUUUUGUCGCGCAUGAAGGGUCCGCUGGAUCGAACGAAGGUGGUGCUGCGGCACUUGCCGCCGACGAUUUCUCAGUCAAACCUUGUCGACCAUAUCGAUUCUCGCUUCUCCGGCCGCUACCAUUGGCUUACUUUUCGCCCCGGAAAAUCUAGCCCAAAGCAUCUAAAAUACGGUAGAGCUUACAUUGACUUCAACAAGCCAGAUGAUGUGAUUGAGUUUGCUGAGUUUUUUAAGGGCCAUGUCUUUGUCAAUGAGAAAGGAACACAGUUUCGAACAAUUGUUGAGUAUGCUCCUUCACAACGUGUUCCAAAACAGUGGGCCAAGAAGGACGGCCGCGAAGGGACUAUAGUUAAAGAUCCUGAAUACUUGGAGUUCCUUGAAUUUCUUGCAAAGCCCGUUGAGAAUCUUCCCAGUGCAGAGAUACAGUUGGAGAGGAAGGAAGCAGAACGAGCUGGUGCUCCAAAGGAUGCUCCUAUAGUCACCCCGUUAAUGGACUUUGUUCGUCAGAAAAGAGCUGCGAAGGGUGGAGCUCGGAGGACUGUGUUGAAUGGGAAGCCAGCUAGAAGAGUUGGUGGAAUGUCAUCUAGAAAUCCAGUCUCUGGUUCUUCGAAAAGAGGCUCAGAGAAGAGGACAUCUACUACCAUGUAUGUAUUAAGGGACAGUUCCAAGAUUAUGGGCAACAAAGAUAAAUCGACUUAUUCAUUGGUCCGUAAACAAGAUGAUCAACAGCUGAAUGACAAGUCUAUCAAUUCAGCAUCUAUAUCAGGAAAUGAAGCAUUAGAAGGGGAAAAUGCAGGUACAGGAUCCACUGGUACCGGGAAGAAGAAAAUCCUACUUCUAAAAGGAAAAGAAAAGGAAAUUCCUAAUAUUUCCGGCGGUCCGCUACUGCAACAAAACACAGUCUCUCCUGAAAAAGCUUCUGCCCCAAGACAUAAUCAGCAGCGUGAAGCUAGUGGAAAGAUAAUCAGGAGCAUUCUUCUUAGCAGGGAUAGUCGUCAAAAUCAACCAUCUUUGGGAUCACAAUCAGAACUACGUAUCCAGUCUUCUAAUCAGGAAAGAGACAAGAAACCUCCUCGACCCCCAAGUCUGCAAUCACUUCAGAAGGAUGCAAAUGGGACUCCUGAAGAUAAGUUAGUCUCCAAUGAUUUGCAUGCUGUCCCCACAGAGAAGCAGGAAAGGCGGGCAAGGAACAAGGAUAGACCUGAUCGUGGUGUUUGGACUCCACUUCGCCGUUCGGAUGGAUUACAUUCAAGUGAUGAAUCAUUAUCCCUGUCUGCUUCACAGACAUCUGAAAUAGGGGAUUCUGCAGAAGGAACUCAUGUAGAAUCGAAACAAGAUAUGCUGGUCACUCGUGGAGGUGAAUUCAGACCCCUAGGAGGUGGUCGUGGUAGGCAUUACUCAUCUGACAAUGGAAAUACUGUAGGGCCUUAUAGGCAUGGGGUUCGCCGUGGCUCAGCUUAUAAUGCGAAGGAAGCAGAUGGCUCUUCCAUUGUAGAGGGAAAAUCUUCGAAAAGGGGAGGUUCUUCUGGCUAUGGUUCUCAUGAGGUUUGGAGAUUGCUACAAUUGAAACACUAUCAGUUUGAUCAUUCAGUUGUAUUGCAUAUUUGCAUGCUUAUAUAUAUUUCCAUAAAAUUACAGAAACAAGUGUGGGUCCAAAAGUCCAGUUCAGCUACAUAGUUUGGUUGCAUAUGGUGAGCUUCGUUCUUAAUGACUGCAUUUACCUUUGAUUUUGAUUCUCUUGUCUCUUUUAGUCAAAUAUAGUCAUUAUAACUGACAUAAGAUAUUAUCUAUCUCUUUAUGCACAAGAUAGUACUGGCUCCAGAUUACAUAAUAAGUAAGACCAGUUAAUCUUAAACUCACUAGUGUUAGGUAGUGUAGGUUGUAUCUAGUUUCAUGCAGAGAAUCUCCAUCCAGUUUAUAUUUUUAUUUCACAACUCAUGAUUUCUGGGCCAGCCCAUGGAAAGUUGAGGUAAUCGUGUAUCAAGAUUAAGCAUUCUUGAUCUCCGUGUCUACCAAGCUUCAUAUGAAAAUGGUGAUUGAAGCCAUGUGGUACGUACUGUAUUAUUUACACUAGGAACUAGGGUUGAUUGCAGCAAUAACAAUGUUUACCCUAAAUUUGUAUUUUUCGCAUAACUUUUAAAACAUUGCAAUUACAACAUCACUGUUCAACUUUACGCCAUUACAACAUCUUUAAUUAUGAAACAACGCAAAUCUGCUGCUGGAGAAGUUGGGGAUGUUCUAAUUGCAAAAAUGUAUAAGGUGGUGUUGUGAUCGCAAUGUUUUAAAAGUUGUUUGGAAAUUGCAGAUUUGGAUGAAUGGUGUUUUAUUUGCAGCAAUGAACCCUUUAAGCAAUCAAUUGGAUACUCAUGUGAUUGAAGCUACAGUGCUGAUUUAAAUUUGACUUUAAAAGAGUGCUGAAGUGUGUUUAUGAUGUUUGGGAGUUAUGGCAAUCUAUCCCCCUGUGCAACUCAUUUAUUAUUCAUGCUCUUUUGAGGCCUAGCACUAAAUCUUAGGUGACUUCACUAGCUCAGAAAGCUAAAAUUUUGCAAUGAUCUGAGCCAGUGUUUUGAAAUGGGUGCUUGUGCAGUGAAAUGCUUUCGUGGAUUGCCAUAUUGAAGCAUAAACCAGGAGUGUUCUCUUGCCCGACGGAAUAUCCUGCAAAUGCAGGGUAUAUGGAGACAGAUGUCUUUUGCUUGGAAGACCAUAGAGGCCUUCAGUUUUGCCUGAAUGCUACAGAUGGUGUAUUUACAGCUUGGUUGAUUAAGGAAUUAUGAUCCUAAGUUGAAGAUGGUCAGGGAAAAGAGCAAGAAGUUGAGAAAGUGAAUAUGUCAAGCAUAUAACACCACCAUAUUGAUCGGUGUCCCCCUUUGGUAGGUUUAUACUAAUUGACAGGGCUAUGCAUCUCCAAUUCUUGCCAUUGAUUCACUGGCUAUCAAGGAUGACUUCUCGUUCGCUGAACUGUAAAUACAAAUCUGAAGUGGGGUGUACUGCUACUGCUCUAUAUAUAUGUUUUGUCCAGCGGUCUUCUAUCUGGUUCAGUAAAUUUACGAUUAUAGACCCCGGUUAGUACGGGGAUUUACUGUAUCCAGCUUUGUUUAAACCCAGUUGUAAGUGGUUUUAGUUGUAUCCAUACGAACUAUAAACUUUGUGUGUAUCUUGAGGAAAGGGAAUUAGGAAUGACUGCCAGCGCUGGACAGUGCUUUGACCUCAAUGGUUGUUGGUUUGGAUGAAAUAGAAUGAGCUUUUCAUGGCA